This is a messenger RNA of Hipposideros armiger (great roundleaf bat), 758 nucleotides long. Its product is annotated as interferon alpha-inducible protein 27-like protein 2A. Gene Ontology annotation, biological process: release of cytochrome c from mitochondria; intrinsic apoptotic signaling pathway. The record is from RefSeq and is a predicted model, not a curated record. Lineage: Eukaryota; Metazoa; Chordata; Mammalia; Chiroptera; Hipposideridae. Gene Ontology annotation, cellular component: mitochondrial membrane. The coding region runs from base 69 to 428 and encodes 119 amino acids. The transcript is spliced from 2 exons.
GCCAACCUCAAGCUCCUUUUCCCCUGACAGUCGUGGCUGUGGGCUCUGCGCCGGUGGUGCUGGGCGCCAUGGGCUUCACUGGAGCAGGAAUCGCAGCCUCCUCCAUAGCGGCCAAGAUGAUGUCAGCGGCUGCCGUCGCCAACGGGGGUGGGGUUGCCGCCGGCAGCCUGGUGGCUACUCUGCAGUCUGUGGGGGCAGCGGGCCUCUCCGCGUCAUCCAACGCCCUCCUCGGCUUGUGUGGAACAUCUUUUGGAGCCUGGCUGGGAUCAAAAAUAAAGAAACCCCCUUCGUCUCCUCCACCUGGACCCAGUCCUGAAGCAGAGAGGGGCCCCCAUGUUGGAGGUGACUCUCCAGGGCCUCAGGAUGAGAGUCCCCAAAAUGACAAGCCUCCUGCCUCCCAAAAUUGUUCAGAGAAGGAUGAGAAAUAAAGAUGAUAUACUGUGAGCUUCCCCUAGUGGCUGCACUGCGUUCUAGCGGGUGGGCAGGGGGGGGGAGCAGGAACUCCAAAGGAAGGAGCAGGGGGUGUCCUCCGUGACUGGAGCAAGGUCUGUUCCCAGUCCUGUCACCCACUCGGGACCCUGAGAAGGUCAUGUCUCUUUUUGAGCCUCAGUUUGCUGCUCUUCAGAUGGGGAGUUGGACCAAGUGUCUUCAAAGAUCUGAGUCAGGGCCAGAGUAACGUGAUGUACUGGGUUGUUGGAAAAGUCAUGACGCAUGUUUGCAACAGAUGGCGCUAGUUCAUUUUUGGAAGUACUAGAGUC